Messenger RNA from Oppiella nova, 1210 nucleotides. The record is from the annotation of a GenBank genome assembly. Lineage: Eukaryota; Metazoa; Arthropoda; Arachnida; Sarcoptiformes; Oppiidae.
CUUCAUUUGAAAUUCAAUCAUAAUUUUUUUAUAAAUCGCUUAAAUGUUUACUUAAUGCUAAAUGAAAGCGAAAGCUUUAAUAAACGAGUUGUUAUUAAAAUACUUUCUUAUUAUUUUGAAAGUUUUAAUACUAACUAAUGGUAAUGAAAAUGAUGUUCAGUUUGACUUUAAUAAGUAUUUCAAAGUUAAUGUAGCGACUAAUAAGCCGACCGUCUUUGAAAAGAUGGUCACACUAUACAACCCGCACGUCUGGCCCGGACCUAACGACACCCACCACUCGUCGACCACCACACCUAUGCCCUCCCGGAGACCAAACAAAGCGAAGUUUGUGUUUGGUUUGAGACGAUCGGCGGCUGAGUCUAGGAAUCAGGGCUACGGCUAUGACUACAACAUCACACAACCCGUUCCACCCGUUACUCCCUAUCCCUCUGUUGAAUACACUCCGACCAUAGAUACAUAUAAUAGAAAGUUCUAUGACUUGAAUUUCAAUCAAAUUAAUAACAAUACGGCUUAUAAUCGAUACAAUACUUCGAGAAACUUUACCCGAUUUAGGUCUGUCCCCACAUAUCGCUAUGGGUAUCGACAAACAGCCCGGCCUGUAUGGACCGUCUAUAACAUAACGCACACAGUGCCAGACUAUCAACACCUGUCCCCAGACUACUAUCCCGACAGAACUAUAGUUAGAGUACAAAACUUUUCCCAAGACUUCCCAUACUAUCCAAACCUGUCGCGAGACUUAUCCGGUGUUAGAAACUUCACACUUCAGACAAUUAGUAAUCAGACUUCAAACACAUCGUUCAGAUGUGAAUACAUGAGAUAUUUUGGAUAUUACGCCGACGUCUCAUCCAAUUGUCGGGUCUUCCACGUGUGCACACCUGAUGGUCGGAAGGCAUCGUUUGUCUGUCCAAACGGCCUGUUAUUCAACCAAAAGCUAACUGUCUGUGACUGGCGUUAUAACGUGGAGUGCGAGCGAUCCGUUAGCUUUUACGACACCAACCUUAUUAAGUUUGAUAACUGGAAUCGACUAUUAUUUAGCAAAAAGUAAUACAAACUAUUCAUAAAUAAUCAGACCUUUACAAUUAUUUAAAAAGUUAAAAUUUACAAACAGAAAUUAAAAAUAAAACUUACAGUAAAAUAAUACAAUGCAUGAAUAUUUAGAUAAUAAUUCAUUAAUUUUAUUUUCUUUCUACUUUUACUACCCUUUCGACUC